Molecule: messenger RNA, 1793 nt
Organism: Polistes dominula (European paper wasp)
Lineage: Eukaryota; Metazoa; Arthropoda; Insecta; Hymenoptera; Vespidae
Product: inositol polyphosphate 5-phosphatase K
Biological process (GO): phosphatidylinositol dephosphorylation
Cellular component (GO): plasma membrane; cytoplasm; ruffle
Molecular function (GO): phosphatidylinositol-4,5-bisphosphate 5-phosphatase activity
Source: RefSeq, a predicted model, not a curated record
GUCACAUCACGUGGUUUGAGUUAGGCGGGGAAAGGUUUCUCCAGGCUGCUUCUUUAGAAAUGUCAACAAUCGUGAAGAAUAUGGUGUUAUAAAAUAACCACUCCUCUCUGCAUAUAGCAAUAUUUACAAGUUUUUUGCAAAUUAUGUAUAUCUUGAUUGCCUUUAAUUAAUGCACACUCAUAAGAGCAAUUUUUUUACGAUAUGCAUUAUCCUAACCUUACAUUUAGAAAUCAGUAUCAGUGUUACUGAGAUACUUGGAAUUUUUCUACACUUUAUCUAACGGUAAACGAAAUGGCAGCACAAUUAGAGCAUUUAAGGAUUUACUUUGUUACGUGGAAUGUGGCUACCAAGUUUCCGGAACAAGCUCUCCAUCAACUUUUAAAUAUUAAGCAUGGAAUAUUAAAUCCCUUGCCGGAUAUAUUUUUUAUUGGACUACAGGAGGUAAAGGCACAACCACAGAAUAUGUUAUUAGAUACUUUGUUUCAAGAGGAUCCAUGGACCAAAUCGUUUAGAGAUGUAUUAAAAGAUUACGAUUAUGUGAAAAUCCGUUCUCAACGGUUACAGGGGCUCGUUCUAAAUUUUUUCUGUUUAAGAAAACAUAUAACCCAUUUAAGAUUGGUCGAAGCGCAAUAUACAAGAACAGGGUUUGGUGGAAUGUGGGGUAACAAGGGUGCCGUAAGCAUACGAUUUAAUUUGUACGGUGUUAGUAUUUGUGUUGUAAACACACAUCUUACACCCCACGAUCAUCUAUUAGCAGAUAGAAUAUCGGAUUAUAAUACUAUUCUUAGAGAACAUGCUUUUACUGCACCUGACACAUCAAAUAUUUUAUUUCAUGACUAUGUAUUUUGGAUUGGAGAUUUAAAUUUUAGACUUCAUGGAGAAGAUUUAACUGCAGUUGAUAUUGAUUUGUUAGUUAAAAAGAAUCAAUUAAAUUUACUUUUAGAAAGGGACCAAUUAAAGAUGGUGAUGAGAAAUGGUGAUGCAUUUGCUGAACUUCAUGAAAAUGAUAUAGAAUUUCCUCCUACGUACAAAUUUGAAUUUGCUUCCCAAGAUUAUGAUCUCAAGCGUAGACCAUCUUGGACGGAUAGAAUUUUGUAUAAAGUUAAUGCAAAUGUAUAUGAUGAUGUUACAUUAAGUGCAGUACAACUUAAUUACAAAAGUCACCCUAAUUUAAUUCAAUCCGAUCACAAACCUGUAACCGGUGAAUUUAAUAUCACGAUCAGGCCACAUGUGGAAGAUAACGGUGUUGAAUUCCAGCCAGUUACCGCUUGGUUUAUAGAUGAAGAAAAUUCAGUAUCGUAUAGAUUGAUCGGUGAUGUAAGACCAGUCAGUGGUGAUUGGAUUGGUCUUUUUCAUAAUCAAUUUUCUAGUUUAGACGAUUACAUCGUUUAUGAAUACGUUGGACGAGGUAGAACAGGAGAAACUUCAGAAAUAGGGCCUUCUGAACCGUUAACGGAAAGAAUAUUUUUUAACGAAUCGGCCCUUAGAAUUCCUGGAAUGUAUCGUUUAAUUUACGUUGCGCAACGUGGUGAUUUGAAAGGAAUUCUUGGUAUGAGCCCACCAUUUCCAGGUCAUCGUAGACCACUUUGAUCGAAUCUGUCAAAGACCAGAAAAAUUAGUUAAAUUAUUUUUAUGAAAUAGUAAAUAGUCUGGAAAUAUCAACGAAAAUGGAUUUUUAUUGGUGUAUAUGACGAUAUUGAUUGGUAAGAUAGUUUGGUUUGGGUAAUUAAUUUUAAUAGAUAGGCCUAAGAAGAAUAAUUGACCAAAAAGAAUUAUAUAUGUUUUCUUCUUUU